Molecule: messenger RNA, 6434 nt
Organism: Dromaius novaehollandiae (emu)
Lineage: Eukaryota; Metazoa; Chordata; Aves; Casuariiformes; Dromaiidae
Gene: PRSS35
Product: serine protease 35
Exons: 4
Coding region: 489-1730 (413 amino acids)
Biological process (GO): proteolysis
Molecular function (GO): serine-type endopeptidase activity
Source: RefSeq, a predicted model, not a curated record
CCCUCCCCUCCCUGCCUCCCUUCCUCCUCCCUUUCGCUGCCUCUGCCCCCUCCUCUCCCCCGCCUGGGACGACCUGGCCGCUCCCCCUCCGCCGCCCGCAGUAGCCGCUGGUGCGCGGCGGCGGCGGGCGCGCUCAGCCGGCGGGGGAGAUCCUGCGGCCGCCGCCGUGGCCGCUCCGCCCGCCUCUCGCCCCGCGGGGCAGCAGCCUGUACCCUUUGCUGGGAUAUUUUUCCUUCUUCUGGAUCACAAGGCUGUAUUCUCCUCUUCUCGCACCCUGCAGAAGUGUCUUUGCAGCCCUCUACACAUUUAAAUCCGCACCCUCAGAUAAGAGGAACCCCCCUUGCCAGCAGCCUGCACAGGGCCAUAGGAGCUGCUGAUUGCCUAUACUUGAAGCUGGCCUUGCUUAAGCAGCAGAGUUCAGAGGAAGCACAAAACAGGCUAAGACAGAACCAUAACUUUGAGAUGUCUUAAGAAAAAAAAUAGACAAAAUGGAGCACGUGUUACUGCUACUCAUGUUUUUCAUACCUAUGUUGGGUCUUGCUAAUGGAACAGACACUGAACAAGAUUUUACUUGGCACUUAAAGAAAGUACCCCAGAUUGUGAGUGAAAGAACUUUCUCCCUUGAGAGCCCUAAAUUUGAAGCAAAAACCAAAUUAGAGCUGAACAGUGUAUGUGGAAUUGAAUGUCAAAGAAAAUUGCCAGUGCCAAGCUUGUCUGACUUGAAGGACAUCCUGUCCUAUGAGACUGUUUUUGAAAAUGGCACACGGACCCUAACUGAAGUGAAUGUCCUUGGACUAAUGCUUGAUCCAUCUGAAAACAUGACUACACGAACAUCUUCAAGAAAGAAGAGGCAGAUAUACGGAACAGACAGUAGGUUCAGCAUCUAUGACAAGCGGUUUAUGACCAGCUUCCCAUUCAACACAGCUGUGAAGAUCUCCACUGGCUGUAGUGGCAUUCUCAUUUCCCCCAAGCACGUGCUAACAGCUGCCCAUUGCCUACAUAAUGGCAAGGAUUAUGUUAAAGGCAGCAAAAAACUGAGGGUGGGCUUGAUGAAGAUGAAGUCCAAAGGUAAUGGCAGAAAACGCAAAGGUGCUAAAAGAAGUAGGAGAGAAGCUUCUGAGACCCAAGAUGAUCCUGAAGUUGUCACAGAACUAAGACGGCACUCCAAAAGUGUUGGGAAAAAGCAGAGGAGAUCGGGGAGGAAGCAAGGCACAUCAGAUGGCAUGCCUGCCUUCCAGUGGACCAGGGUGAAGAGUACCCAAAUCCCAAGAGGCUGGUUUAAGGGUGUGUCUGGGGAUAUUGCCCUGGAUUAUGAUUAUGCUGUUCUUGAGCUUAAGCGUCCCCACAAAAGGAAAUACAUGGAGCUGGGAAUCAGCCCAACAAUCAAAAUGAUGCCUCGGAGCAUGAUCCACUUCUCGGGUUUUGACAAUGAUCGCUCCGGGCAGCUGGUCUAUCGGUUUUGUAGCAUUUCUGAUGAAUCCAAUGAUCUCUUUUAUCAGUAUUGUGAUGCUGAGUCUGGCUCCACUGGAUCUGGAGUCUAUCUCCGUCUUAAGGAGCCAAACAAACAGAAGUGGAAGCGCAAGAUCAUUGCUGUUUAUUCAGGCCAUCAAUGGGUGGAUGUCAAUGGUGAACAGCAGGAUUAUAAUGUAGCAGUAAGAAUUACUCCUGUCAAAUAUGCCCAGAUUUGCUUCUGGAUACAUGGGAAUGAUGAGAAUUGCACACAAGGCUGAAGAGAGCUGAAGCUAACCAGAGCAUCUGUAUUACAAUAGAGUGAAAAUCUGCUGCAGCAGUUACUGAGAGAACAUCAUUCCAUGUCAGGCUCUUUUUGAACUCAAAGCCCCCAAGUAAUAUUUUGAUGACUUGCAUAAUGUUGAAUUGUUGGGGAAUGGGUAGAGUUUUCAGAUGAAUUAUUUUAAAUUCUAAUCAACCCUAGAUAUGCACUUAAAAAUCCCAAACUGUAUUUAUGUUUGCAAAUGUGAUAAAUUCUAAUAAUUCACAUUAGAAAAAAAUGACUACCCCAUCAUUUUUUUCCAACAGAAGAAUUGAAACUUCUCAAACUGAUAUUAUUAAACAAUUAUUAAGCAACACAUUUUUCCAAUGGAUUUGAUUUUCUCAGGGUUCUGUUCCAAUUCUUCAUAUGCGAGUUGUGCAUACAUCUCUUCAGUGUAUGUGCAGAAUGAUCCAGGGAACUGGGUGAGAGCAACAAAUGCCAACAAAUUACAUUGGCAUUCUCUAAAGACCACAUCUCCAUGUUGAGAUACAGCAAUCUAGUUCAUGCUUGUUACUUUGGAAAGCUUUCUCUUCUGGUUGCUGUAGGAACACUUCCAUGGAAAUCCCAAAUUUCUGUAACUGACAACUAGACCUAAAAAACGAGUUUCACUUCAUUGCUUACCAAAACAGCAAAGAGAAAUUAAUGAACAUAAAAGUUUCCAUGUUUGGAAGAAGGAGAAACAUCAGAAUGCAAUUUAAUGCUUUUAAAUAUUGUUUGAGAAGCUACAGAAAUCUUGGGAAGGUUAAACAUACGCAUUUGCUUCCUAAUUAAUAUUUGGAUAUCCAUAGGUUUAGUUUCUAGUCAAACACUUAACUUUACUUUUGGGUAAAGUCACUGACUUUCGAAGUGGCCAUUUGACAAUCAUUUAGAGCUUUACAUCAAAGCCACAGAUGCUAGAUUUUUGGGUGCUAACCAUUUUUGCAGGUUUUUAAAAGUACUUUUAAAAGAAUUCAGCUUCACAAAUAGGAUACUAUGUAUUAGACUGGGAGAUGGAAAGCAAUAUUUUGGUUUAUCUGUAUACAGUUCUACAAAGUGGUGGGUACUUCUAAUAGUAUCAGACUCCACCAACAGGAGUUGCAGGGAUAAACUAAAAAUUUCUCCCAACUAAAUUAUAUUAUACCACCUCCUGAAUGGUAGAACUAUCCUGUAAGUUAUAACAUAUCUUGUUAGGUAGGAGCAAUAGGUAUCAAAUAACUUGGUUCAAUACUUUUGCUGAACCACACUUACUGGAAAGAAAGUGAGCUUGACUUCUACACAUUUUUAUACAUGCAUCACCCUUUUUUAAUUGUUUGUUCUUGAUUGCUACACAAGUUUUUAUAUCUUGUAUUUUAUAUCAAGAUUUUGAAGCACACAAGAUUGUUAUGGUGCUAUGUUAAUCUAAUAACAUAAAAUGAUGCUGUGUAUUUCAGAUCAUACACAUUGGGUUUCAUUACUGUUAAGGUUUUUCACCAUUCCAGUAUGUAAUUUUUUGAUUAUAAGUUUAUACUGACUGAAAUCCAUUUUCUUCGUGUGCAGAAGAAAAAUAUAACAUGGUUUUAAAAUAUUAUUGGUUUGUUGGUAUCUUUAAAAUAUGCUUGUAAUAUAUUUUGAUGACAUAUGGUCAUUUUUAAUAACCCAUUAUUCUGUAGCUGAUUGAAGGUCUAAAACCUGGCUCUUUUAAUGUGCAGGUGACUUUUUUGUCAUUGUAUUGCCAAAGCAUAAAAAUUUAAGACUUGUUUCCAUACCAUAACUCUUGCAAUAUUUCCUUAAUUGGAAGAGGUUUCACUUUAAAAGAAAAAAAACUUUUUUUUCACUUCAGCCUUUUCAGGCUUUUGGGUUUUACUUGUGUGAUUGUUUGCAGAAAAACUAGUAAUAAUUUCUAAAGUUUAGAUAUUAACUGUCUAAGAUAGAUUUCAAGAUUAAUUAAUUUUUUUUGUUGUUAACAUUCUAUUAAGACAUAUGACUUCAUUGACAAUAGCUUUAAAUCACCUCAGUUGAGUAUUUAAUACUCUUCCUCUAUGCAACAGGCCUACAAUAUUCUUUAGCAUGCUCUAUAAUGUUUUUCUUAAGUGCCUUUUUCCAUACUUACUGUAACAAAUACGGUACCACAUUCUUAAUCAGUAUAGGUCAGCAUAAGUCUAUAGAUUUUUUUAAUAGUUACUCUCACUGUUGAUCUGGGUCCAGAAUUGAUCAAGAUAAGGUGACUUAGUAAAUGCCUUGUUUUGGUGAGUCUCAUUUAGGUGUACUCGUUAGGAGAAGAAAUAGGUUCCAUUUCUUUUUUAGUCUGGGAAUCGAGGACAAGGUAAGAAUGAAAAAUGUUGAUAGCACCUGUCAGGUGUCUUUUUAUAAUAAUAAUUUGCUAUAAUUACCUCAAGAGAUUAAAGAUGGCCAGAGCAACAGAAAAAUUGAUCAGAACUAUAUAUACUGAAGAAACCGUGUCUGAGUGCUUGUGCACGAGCACAUGCAAAAGCAUAGGCUUGCUGAGCAGAGACCAUUCUGCUUGAGUCAGCAACUUCAGGCAAGGAAAUGCAGACAGAAGACAUGAAUGGACAAAGUGUUGCUUCCUGUGGUACCCCGAUGCCAUGCACCAUUUAAAUCUGCCACUUACUUAGCAUAAUAAAGAAGGAAAUGCUUCAUGUAGGUAUGGUUACUGCUUACUUCAAGCACUUCCUAAAUAGGUCAUAAAUCAACUAUUUUCACACUGGCAUGCACAACCCCAAAGGGUUGAUGUACUGCACCAAGCUUUUGGCACCAGCAAAUGAGACAAGAAUUUCCGAACUGUGAUAAUCUCAGAUUCCCUUAAAAUAACUGCUGCUGGUAUCUACUGCUCUAUACAAAAACAUAGGGAGAGAUCAUCUUUGGGAGUGGAUCAGAUCCACAGUUGUUAUAUAAUACACAGGCUUCAAGGCUUGGUUCCCAGCAGAGGCAAGGGCAGAGCCCUUGCAAUGCUUCCAAAAGGAUUUUGUCUCUCUUUCAAGUAUUGGAUUAUGCAUCAUUUGUUUUCAUACUAACACUUUUUCCAUACGAGCCGCCAUAGUAGAGCUGGUUCUUUAACUGUGCUCCUGGCAUUAGCUAAAAAUAAACUCAAUGAAAUCCUUUUCCUGCAAAGGGGCUAAAUAGCAAGGGGCUAUUGGCAAUUUGUAGAGUUAAAAAAAAAAAAAAAAAAAAAAAAAAAAAGUUUUCCCAGGCCAAAGAUAAACCUCAGAUGCAAAUUUGUAACAUCCUGGGGCAGCUUCUGCAAAAAAAAAAAAAAGUUGUGCAUGUGUUUAAUUUGGGGCUCUGAGAAGCACAGUGGAAGUCAACAGGAUUAUCUCUGAUGUGAGAAAAUAAGUUCAAGACUGUAUUAUCUUAAUAAAGGAAAAGCAACAUUAGACAGCAAAAUUAUUUCUGCCUUAUGAGUUAUAGAGUACAUGAGGCUUUAAAAGGUGCUUAAAGAAACUCCUUUGCUCAGUUUAUAACUUACUAUUCAAAUACUGCACUGAUUUAUGAGUCUGUAUGGAGUGUGAAUCAGCACAGAAUAUGGUCUUAAGUAAUAAAAUAAAUCAUCUACAUGUGGAGGAGAUAAGCAGCUGGGGAGUCUCUCCUGUUCUGCUGAUCAGGAAUCAACUUGCAGCAAACAGCAGUUACUCUAGAAAGAGCAAAAUAAGUUGAUAUUUUGAAAGAAUGGGAAGAAGGAGAUAGUACACAAGGAAUAAAGAAAGUGUGAAAAGUAACAGAUGAAAUGGCUGUGAGGUAGCAGAGGGUCUUACUGUAAGAGAGAGUAGGAAGCUGGCAAAGGCAUAAGAAUAUAAAUUAAAAUGUAAAAAUCAUCAGUUACACCAGCAAUCCCACUUUUGCUGUUAAAGAUGAGGCUUCCCAGGCUCAUGUGAAGGGCUGGGAGAGGGGCAGGUGCUGGCCGGCGGCAGGGCCCCAAGCAGGCGGCUUCCUUGGCCCCGUUGCCUGUCCCUGCACUGGGCGCUUGCCAGCCGCGUGCCCAACGGCUUGGAAACACAAACUUCCUGGCACGCUGGUCAAGCGCGUACAAAGCAAAGGAAAUUUCUCUCAUUUGAAAGUUUUGCAAACUUGAUAUUUUGCUGGGAUUCCUAUAAGGGCUGUUCCCUACUGGGGAGGAAAAAAAAAAAGAAAGAAAAGAAAAGCAACCCCAAACUUGAAGUUUUUAAAUGCUGGUUCCCUUGUUUUGCAUGUACCUACAAAUCCUAGCCAAUAAAAUUUUUCAAAUACUUUCGAUUUUUGCUUGGUGUGUUUGUAGAAAUUUAGUCAACUACUUCUAAUUUUAAAACAUGGAAUAUCACAAAUACUUUGGUCUACAAAUUCCUGGAUCUACAAAUAACGAAUGAAAAAGAAUACUUUUAAAUUAAAUUGAAAGCCUAAAAUUGGAGCGCAAUCCCUAACGAUUUGGAAGUAUAUGAGCCCCAUCGCUUUUAUCUGUAACAGCCUUUUGCUCCCAAAGAGAGACAGCAUUUAGGCUGGAAACUGCUCACCAGCCUCGAGAGGUUGCUUUUAUGACUUUUUGUGUUAAGUUGUUAAAGAGCCACAGCAAAUAGCCUUAAAAAAAAGUGGUUUCAUAAUAUUUUAACGACACAAAACAACAGCUCAUUUGAGAACAUAAAUGUAAACCUUUGCUCAUAAAGAUACCAUACAAUGCAUAUAUCAAUAAAGAUGGUCUUGUUUUUUUUCUAGUGUU